This is a messenger RNA of Cornus florida, 2351 nucleotides long. RefSeq names its product probable metal-nicotianamine transporter YSL6. Gene Ontology annotation, molecular function: oligopeptide transmembrane transporter activity. NCBI's taxonomy places the organism in Eukaryota, Viridiplantae, Streptophyta, Magnoliopsida, Cornales, Cornaceae. The transcript is spliced from 7 exons. Bases 200 to 2233 code for a protein of 677 amino acids. The record is from RefSeq and is a predicted model, not a curated record. Gene Ontology annotation, cellular component: vacuolar membrane.
AUUUUCAAAUGAUGACGUCGUCGUCAAACAACAAACAAAAAAUUGCCACACCCAAAACCCAAUCAACCAAUUCCACUUCAUAAUUAACCGACAAACAUAGAUUUAUAUAUAUAUAUAUACUCCAAUUUAGAUCUGUGUAUGUGUGUAGAUGGGGAAAAAAAUCAUAUAGGGCACUUGGGUUUAGAUUCUUUAGAGUAAAAUGGGAACAGAAACUUCGUCAUCUGUGGAAAUAUCGGAACCUCUGCUUCUUGAAUCUGAGAAGAUCAAGGACGUUGAAUACGAGGAUUUAGGGAAAAUCCCAGAAUGGAAAGAUCAGAUAACAAUAAGAGGGUUGGUGGUGAGUGCUAUCUUGGGAACACUGUUUUGUAUCAUCACCCACAAGCUCAAUCUCACUGUGGGGAUCAUUCCCUCCCUCAACGUCGGCGCCGGAUUGCUUGGUUUCUUCUUUGUCAAGUCGUGGACUACAUUCUUAUCCAAAUUAGGGCUUUCCAUUCAGCCAUUUACCAGACAAGAAAACACUGUGAUUCAGACCUGUGUGGUAGCCUGUUAUGGCCUCGCUUUUAGUGGGGGAUUUGGUUCCUAUUUGAUUGCUAUGGAUGAGAGAACAUACAAACUGAUUGGUGAGGAUUACCCUGGCAACCGAGCAGAAGACAUAAAGAACCCAGGCUUGUGGUGGAUGAUUGGUUUCUUAUUCAUUGUCAGUUUUCUUGGGCUAUUUAGUCUUGUUCCACUUCGCAAGGUUAUGGUCAUGGAUUACAAGCUUACAUAUCCUAGCGGAACAGCCACAGCGAUGUUGAUCAACAGCUUUCACACAAGUGCUGGAGCUGAGCUUGCAGGGAAACAAGUGAGCUGUCUUGGAAAAUAUUUGAGCAUUAGUUUAUGCUGGAGCUGCUUUAAAUGGUUCUUUAGUGGUGUUGGAGAUUCAUGUGGAUUUGAUAAUUUUCCCAGCCUUGGCUUGACGCUAUUCAAGAACACGUUCUAUUUUGAUUUUAGUCCAACUUAUGUUGGAUGUGGUCUUAUCUGCCCUCACAUUGUCAAUUGCUCAGUUCUUCUUGGAGCAAUCAUAUCAUGGGGUUUUCUAUGGCCCUUCAUUUCCCAAAAGGCUGGGGCUUGGUAUCCGGUUGACCUUGGGAACAAUGAUUUUAAAGGUCUUUAUGGGUACAAGGUUUUCAUAGCCAUUUCCCUUAUUCUUGGGGAUGGCCUUUACAAUUUGAUUAAGAUAAUAGUAGUAACUGUCAAGGAAAUGUGCAACAGAAGCACCAAACAGAAGAGUCUUCCUAUCUUGAAAGAAGAAUUAGAUAGUGAGGCUUCCAAAUUACUAUUGGAGCAAAGGAAAAGAGAUGAAGUAUUUUUGAAAGAUAAGAUACCAUCAUGGUUUGCGGCUUCUGGAUACGUGGGUCUGGCUGCAAUCACUACAGCUACAUUACCAAUCAUCUUUCCACCCCUUAAGUGGUAUCUGGUCCUUUGCUCGUAUAUUAUUGCCCCUGCCCUUGCCUUCUGCAACUCCUAUGGAACUGGACUCACAGACUGGAGCUUGGCUUCAACUUAUGGAAAGAUUGGUCUUUUCAUCAUUGCUUCAUUAGUUGGAAGCAAUGGCGGGGUCAUAGCCGGAUUGGCAGCAUCUGGGGUCAUGAUGGCCAUUGUGGCCACUGCAGCUGAUCUCAUGCAAGAUUUCAAGACAGGCUACCUCACUCUAUCAUCAGCGAAGUCUAUGUUUGUGAGCCAGUUAGUCGGAACAGCCAUGGGUUGUGUCAUUGCCCCACUCACAUUUUGGUUGUAUUGGACUGCUUUUGAUAUUGGGUCCCCAGAUGGUCCGUACAAAGCACCAUAUGCUGUUAUAUUUAGGGAAAUGGCCAUACUGGGAAUUGAGGGCUUCUCUGAGCUUCCGAAGCAUUGCUUGGCCAUGUGCUGUGGGUUCUUUGUGGCAGCUCUGAUUAUAAACCUCUUGAGGGAUGUAACUCCGUCAAAGAUUUCCCAAUUUAUUCCUAUUCCAAUGGCAAUGGCGGUUCCAUUUUAUAUUGGAGCUUACUUUGCAAUUGACAUGUUUGUUGGGACUGUGAUACUGUAUGUGUGGGAGCGAUUGAAUAGGAAGGAUGCAGAAGACUAUGCAGGGGCAGUAGCAUCGGGGUUAAUAUGUGGCGAUGGGAUUUGGACAAUACCAUCUGCAAUCCUCUCCAUUUUCAGGAUAAAUCCACCCAUUUGCAUGUACUUUGGGCCCUCUUUGAGUCGCUGAGCAGGUAAAUCAUGCACUUGAUUGUAUUCAUCUGUUAUUUAUAACUGGAAUUGUUUUUGGGACCUGUAAAUACUAAAUAUUUACGAUUUGCAUAAAUAUCCAUGUGCUCUUCUUUAAA